Molecule: messenger RNA, 2824 nt
Organism: Ictidomys tridecemlineatus (thirteen-lined ground squirrel)
Lineage: Eukaryota; Metazoa; Chordata; Mammalia; Rodentia; Sciuridae
Gene: Rnf25
Product: ring finger protein 25
Biological process (GO): protein ubiquitination
Cellular component (GO): nucleus
Molecular function (GO): protein binding; ubiquitin protein ligase activity
Source: RefSeq, a predicted model, not a curated record
GGGGAGUCUGAGGUUGCCUAGAAACGGUAGCAGCACACCCGCCUCAGUUUUCCGCCUCCGACUUCCCCAGGGUAUUUCCGGUUCCGGCUGCCGGCCGGAGAAGACAUGGCGGCGUCAGCGUCGGCAGCUGCCGGGGAGGAGGACUGGGUCCUUCCCUCUGAAGUCGAAGUGUUAGAGUCUAUCUAUCUGGAUGAACUACAGGUGAUUAAAGGAAAUGGCAGCCUCUGCUCUGUUACAUCCUGGGUCUUCACUUCAUCCACCUGCAGAUCUUCACCAUGGGAGAUCUUCAUCACUCUGCACCCUGCCACUGCAGAGGAUCAAGAUUCACAGUAUGUUUGCUUUACUCUGGUGCUUCAGGUCCCAGUGCAGUAUCCCCAAGAGGUGCCACAGAUAUCUAUCCGUAACCCCCGAGGACUCUCAGAUGAGCAGAUCCACAAGAUCUCACAAGCACUGGGCCACGUGGCCAAAGCAGGACUGGGCACUGCCAUGCUCUAUGAACUAAUUGAGAAAGGGAAAGAAAUUCUCACAGAUAACAACAUCCCCCAUGGCCAGUGUGUCAUCUGUCUCUAUGGCUUUCAGGACAAGGAAGCCUUUACCAAAACGCCCUGUUACCACUACUUCCACUGCCACUGUCUUGCUCGAUAUAUCCAACACAUGGAGCAAGAGCUGAAGGCUCAAGGACAGGAGCAGGAACAGGAACGGCAGCAUGCUGCCACCAAACAGAAAGCAGUUGGUGUGCAGUGUCCUGUGUGCAGAGAGCCUCUCGUGUAUGAUCUUGCAUCACUGAAAGCAGCUCCUGAGCCCCAACAACCCAUGGAGUUGUACCAACCUAGUGCAGAGAACUUGCGUCAGCAGGAAGAGCUAAAACAACUUUAUCAGAGGCAGCAGGAACGGGGUGGCAUCAUUGACCUUGAGGCUGAGCGGAACCGGUAUUUCAUCAGCCUUCAGCAGCCUCCUGCCCCUGUGGAAGCUGAGUCAGCCGUGGAUGUUUCCAGAGGAUCCCACCCACCUAAUGCCCUUGCCACAGAACAGUCCAACUCACCAGCUGCCCAGCCAACCCUGCCAACUCCUCUUUCUAUGGCUACCCAGUAUACGUGUGAGAAGUUCCCAGGGACUGGGCCAAAUCAACAGAGGUUGGGUGAGACCCAGAAAGCUACUCUAGAUCCCCCCAGGUCCAGUCAAAGCCCCUGGCGACAGCCUAGUCGGAGGCACCUGAAGGGAGGGGAGUGCUGUGCUCCCAAAGGUACCAGUGAUUCCCAGGAACUACCACCUCCUGAGAGGCCCCUCAAAGAGCCUUUGGACCUAAAGCUGGAAUCCCGUAACCAAGGGGUUGAAGGUCCGCCCCAAGAGAAGGGGCCUGGCAGCUGGCAGGGUCCCCCACCCCGCAGGACUCGGGACUGUGCUCGCUGGGAGCGCUCCAAAGGCCGGACAGCGGGUUCUUCCUACCCUCGCCUGCCUCGGGGUCAGGGAGCAUACCGGCCUGGUACUCUGAGGGAGCCUCUGGGCCUGGAAUCUGAAGAUGGUUCCUAGCACUAUUGUGGGGGGACAGGGAAUUGGGGGUGGGUGGGAAGCAAUAAAGAAAUUAAGCCUUGUUCGUUUUCUUUCUCAGUAGUGUCUAACCUGUAAUGUAUGACUCUCUGAGUUCCUAGCAAGAUUGGGGUAUGACAGUGUAGCCCCUACCUCCAUUCUUAAUUAUCCCAAGAAAUCAGGGUGAAAAGGGUUCGGCUCCUCUACUGUAAUGAGUUUCAGAGGUUGACAUUUGGGUGGAAUUUUUAGAAAGCACUAUAACAUAACCCACUGUGUAUUAUUUUUUUUAAUAUUUAUUUUUUAAUUAUAGGUGGACACAAUAUCUUUAUCUUAUAUUUAUGUGGUGCUGGAGAAUUGAACCCAGUGCCUCAUGCAUGUUAGGCAAGCACUCUACCUCUGAGCCAUAAUCCCACUAUGUAUUCGACCAUGUUAAUACAUGUUCCUCACUUGGAUGCCCUUAGAUGGAGGCACGUAUCUUCCGAUUUAGAGCCUCUUCCUCCUCUCUUAGGCUAGACCCCACAUCAUCUGUAUAGGUUUUGGAAUGAUUAACCCUUAUAUAGUCCCCUGUGAUUGCAGCCCUUCGUUUUGUAUUAAGUACUAAUUUGAGAGAGGGAGGGAGAGACAGGGACCAGAGUAGUAUGGCAAGUGUUUAUUGAUUUCCUCUAGGAGGAGAGCCCAGCACAGCCUGGCUGAUUACCUCAGAGACUCGGUAUUCUGAAUUGCCCCUGUGGGGUCAUUUUUAUACAACAUGAAGUAGCCCUGCACUUGGGCUGGACUGAUCUGGGUUGUAGCUUGAAGGACAUGAUCUGCAAAGGUUUCAGCUAAAGAAGGUGCUUGCCCUGGAUAGAACCUCUGGAACAUUUGGAUCAGCUGCCAGUGUGAACAGUAGCCCACGUACUCCUUCAGAUCUACUCUCCCAGGGCGUAUCAGGGCAGGGUCCAGCCUAGGAGGAGAGUCACAAGCAACAGUCGCACUAGCACACCAAAAAUGAUGGUCUCCUCAACUUCCUAAUUCUCCCAAGACAUGGAAUGGAUUCUUCCCUCACUCCUUACCUAUCAACAUGGUUGGUGGUCAUGAACACAAUGCGUGCCUCAGUGGAAGCCACUCCAUCCAAGGCAUUGAGCAGUCCACUGAAGCCAAGUCUCGACUGAGAAAAGCAGCAUCCACAUCCUCCAGGAGCACCAGACUUUGCUGUGGGGCCACACUCAGCAGGUAAUUGAGCCGGUCAUCAGAGAGGCUAGAGUCUGUGAGACUCAGCAGGCAGAUGCUAUGUUCCAGUUCCCCAGCCAGGGCUGUG